Molecule: messenger RNA, 4488 nt
Organism: Canariomyces notabilis
Lineage: Eukaryota; Fungi; Ascomycota; Sordariomycetes; Sordariales; Chaetomiaceae
Product: P-loop containing nucleoside triphosphate hydrolase protein
Exons: 3
Coding region: 1-4488 (1495 amino acids)
Biological process (GO): transmembrane transport
Cellular component (GO): membrane
Molecular function (GO): ATP hydrolysis activity; ABC-type transporter activity; ATP binding
Source: RefSeq, a predicted model, not a curated record
AUGAACUCCUCCUCCAACCCGGCAUGGUCCGAAAAGCCGUCCUGGGAGCACCCCAUCACCCCCUUCGACCAAUCCGCCUCCGCAACCAGCCCCCUGUCCUACCUUCCGCACUCCCAGACCGGCAGCACAGUGACAACAAGCAUCACCGCUGACCCGCCGAACCGGGAGACAACAACAACUGAUAAGCCCGGCAAAUCCCAUUUUUUCCACCUCUUCACCUUCACCCCUCCGCGGCACGUCCCCCUGCUCAUCCUGUCGAUAGCCAGCUCCGCCCUCUGCGCGGCGGGACGGACGGGCUAUGUCCUGUUUCUCGGCAAGCUGUUUGAGCUGGUCGCGCUCUUUGGGGCCGGCCAGCUGCCGCCCGAUGUCUUUCUUGCCCAGGUUAGCCGCUGGUCGGUGUACCUGGUAGUGCUGGGCGUGGGCAUGUGGGUGGCCUCGACGCUCGAGAUCGCCCUCUGGGUCGCGGGCGGCGAGUUGAGAGCCAAAGAGGUCCGCGAGAGGGUCUGGGAGGUUCUAAUGAAGAAGAGCUUGGGCUGGUUUGAGGCAAAAGAGGAAGGGGGAGGGGCAUUUGUUACGAAGAUUUUGACACAAACGAGAGAACUGCAGACGGCGUCGUCCCAAACCCUCGGGUUCCUCGUCUACGAAUUAUUUGUGUUUGCCGCCUGCGUUGCCGUGGCAUUUUUCUUCUCGUUCAAGCUGACGCUUGUGAUGCUCGCGACGGGCGUGCCUUCGGCCUUGUUUCUCUGGGUCAUUGGUCAGUUUCUGGACCCGGCCAUCGAUGCGCAGAGACGGGAGCUGGCUGAGGCGGCGAAGUGCGCGACUGCGGCCGUCACAGCAAUUGACAUCGUCAAAGUAUAUAAUGCCGAGGGACAAGAGGCGUCCCGGUUCGUCGCGGCAGUCAAGAGAUCCGCAAAGUACUAUUCUCGCCAGGUGCUUUGCAACUGCGCGCAGAUGAGCUACGUCAAACUCUGGAUGAUGAUGCUCUUCGUCCUCGGGUUUUUCUAUGCUGUGGUGCUGGUCUCGAGCGGGGAGCUCACGCCUGGGACAGCCUUGACGACGUUCUACGCAGCAUUGGUUGCGUUUCAGUCACUCGAGGCGACCGGGCCAAUGUGGCUCGUCCUGGUCAAGGGCAUGGCUGCCGGACAGUCGCUUCAAGCUCUGGUGAGAGAUGACUGCAGUGGCUCAGGUGAAAGCAGCCUGCGGGCGGACAAAUCUACCGGAUGGCGCAAGCCGUCAACUUGCUCAGGAAAUAUUUUGAUGAACAAUAUCAGUUUUGCCUACCCUUCGAACCCCGCCAAUACGGUCCUAAGGCCAUCGACUCUGCGCUUCGCCGCUGGACAGCUCACCUUUGUAGUCGGGAGGAGCGGGUCCGGGAAGAGUACGCUCGGCAACCUCCUUGUGAGAUUUUAUGAGCCCCUUACUGGACAAAUCACCCUCGACGGCAACCCAAUCCCGACGUUGGACCUCGAAUGGCUCCGCCGCAACGUCACGCUGGUGCAGCAAUCCAGCGUCUUCUUUCACGACACCUUCUUCCAGAAUGUUGCCUUUGGCGCGUCGGAUCCAGACAAUGUCUCCCCUCAGGCUGUCCGGGACGCCUGCAGCAUGGCGCUCCUCCAGUCCACCAUAGCCGGCUUGCCCGACGGACUCCUCACCAAGGUUGGGUCAGGCGACUGCAACCUGAGCGGUGGUCAGAAGCAGCGUCUGGCACUUGCCAGGGCGAAACUCCGCGAUCCGCCGGUCCUGAUCCUGGACGAGAUCACCAGUGGGCUGGACCCGGUGAGCAGGUCCUUGAUCAUGGAGGCCAUUCGGAUCUGGAGGAAGGGGAAAACAACCAUCAUCAUUACGCACGAGGUGGGCCAGAUUGAGGAGGAUGACUACGUCUAUGUCCUCGCGGACGGGUCGAUUGUGCAGCGAGGGUUCGGACAUGAACUUUCCAAGGACGAGUCUGGGCUCUUCGCGUCGCUCGUCGCGUCUGCCGAUGAAACCUGCUCUCUUGCGGAUUCCGACAUUAGCAACAGCGAGUCAGAGUCAGACUGUGGAAUUCCAUGGCAAGAACCCACCGAGGAGAGAAGAUUUAGCGGUUUUUUGCCCAGGUUCUCAACUGGUAGUCGACUCUCAUGGGGAUUGUUCCAGGGGACCGAGUGGAGGGUGGAACCUGUGAAUGCCCGAGAGACGUUCAUCGGGCCCCGUCAAGCCCCCAAACAAGGGCAUCCUCCUUCGGGCAUGCAUAUCGUUACAAAGGCGGGCCUGGAGGUACAAAGCAGGAGAGCUCUGCAUGCGAGACAGACUCGAGAGAAGAUUCUGACUCAACAACACCAGGCUUCUUUAGAUUCCCUGGAGCUGUUCUUCCUUGAGCGCCUUGCUGAGCGCAAGGAUAAGACGAAGUCGCCCAAGGGGCCCGAGCCUCUGUCCAUGCUGGUGGUACUGAAGACGGUUUGGCCAACGUUGGAUUUUUUGGGCAAGGGCGAGUUUAUCCUCGGCCUGCUCCUCUGCCUCGUAUUGGCAUCUAGCACGCCCAUUUUUGCCUUCCUCUUCGCAAACCUGCUCAGCGCUUUCUGGCUUCCCGAAGCCCGAGGGGCUGCGAGUGUCAUGUGGUCCGUCUUCCUGACAGUCACUGCCGUCGCUGCCGCAGCCUCCACCUUCUUCAGCUACUUUUUCAUGGAAAUGGUGGCACAGAAGUGGGUUAACAGACUUCGCGCAGAGGCAAUCCAGCGCAUUCUCAGUCAGCCCAAGCCCUGGUUCGACAGUGCAAGCCACUCAGCAAGCAACAUCGCGCAGUGCCUGGACCGCAACGCUGAAGAGAUGCGCAAGCUUGUCGGCACAUUUUUGCCCAUUCUUCUUAGCGUCUCCGCCAUGAUCCUUGGCGCCAUCAUCUGGGCGCUGGUGAUCAGAUGGGACCUCACUCUGGUGACGCUCGUAGGGGUUCCCCUCGCGCUGGGAACCGCGCGAGCCAAUGCCAUGAUCAGCGAUAAGUGGGAGACCAACUGCGAUGAAGCUGCGGCAUCGACAGGCGCCAUCUUCAGCGAGGCUUAUUCCAACGUCAAAGUUGUACGCGCCUUGACGCUCGAACGGUAUUUCUCCGACAAGCACGCCCUAUCAGCCCGCUCAACAUUCCGUCUCGGUCUGAAGCGCGCAGCCUGGGUGGGCACUUUCUUCGGCCUGUACAAUUGCAUUUCGUACUUCCUCACCUCUCUUGUCUUCUUCUACAGCGCCAAGAUCCUGAGCGAGGGCCUCACUACCGUGACCGACGUGAUCAGGGUCAACAACCUGCUGCUAUUCACUCUUGGCACAGCGGUCGUGCUGCUCGCCCAUGUUCCGCAGAUCGCUGCCGCCAAGACGACUGCGAAGAGGAUGCUGUAUUACGCGAACCUCUCACAUGUGGCCGGCCAUGAGACACAAGGAGGCAUGCGCUUAUCGACACCGUUCCCCGUGCGCAUGACAAACCUGCGGUUUGCCUACCCCAGCGCACCGGACAAGCUGAUCCUGCGAAACAUCAACCUCCGAAUCGACGCCGGGACGUUUACCGCCCUCGUGGGUGCCUCUGGAUGCGGCAAAAGCACAAUCACCGCGCUCCUGCUGCGACUGUACGAACCUUCGCAAGGGGACGACGAGAGCAAUACCGCCACUACACGGCCACCCGCCCCAGUCAGAACUUCACCGUCUUAUAGCCGCCCGCUAACCUUCAUCCCCUCCCCUAUCCCAGAAUCCCCCGUAUCCCAAAAGAAGACAAUCCCAUCCCCAUCCAGCGCGCUAACAUUCGCCUCGCACCCCGCCUCCUCCUUGUCGACGCGCUCGUUGCGCGCCCAGUUGGGGUACGUUCCACAGACGCCCUUCCUCUUCCCAGCGAGCGUCUUUGCCAACCUGACGUACGGGCUGCCGGAGAAUUCGCCGCUGCGCGACGAGGCCAACGUGCACCUCGCGGCGCGCCAGGCGGGGAUCCACGACUUUAUCGUCUCCCUGCCUCGCGGCUACGACACGCCCCUCGGGGAGGGCGGCCAGCAGGUCUCGGGCGGCCAGGCGCAGCGCUUGUGCAUUGCCCGCGCGCUGGUCAGGCGGCCCAGGCUGCUCAUCCUUGACGAACCGACCAGCGCUCUUGAUGCACAGUCCGCCGAGGCAAUCAGAAGGGUUGUGCGGGAUCUGGUUGCUGCGCAACGUCGUCGUAGUGGUGGAGGUAGUCAGGGGGGAAUGAUACCCACGGAGGAGGAGGAUGUGGAUAUGGCGGUUGUGGUGGUCACGCAUAGCAAGGAGAUGAUGAGGGUUGCUGACCGGGUGGUUAUGGUUGAGGACGGGGUGAUUGUGGAGAGCGGCGGGUAUGAGGAGCUUGUGAGGAAAGGGGGCAAGUUUGCGGGGCUGGUUGGCGGCGGAAUGUGGGCUCCUGGUACAGCCGAUGGGAAGGGUAAGGGAAGGCGGAUGGUAGGGGAGGAAAAGGUGGAGGCUGAAGUCAAGCGGUCGAGAGAGGAGACGCUUUACAAGUUGGAGGGUUUCUGA